This is a messenger RNA of Marmota monax (woodchuck), 4214 nucleotides long. It is a transcript of the gene Tsc22d2, whose product is annotated as TSC22 domain family member 2. Gene Ontology annotation, biological process: regulation of transcription by RNA polymerase II. The transcript is spliced from 4 exons. The coding region runs from base 343 to 2703 and encodes 786 amino acids. The record is from RefSeq and is a predicted model, not a curated record. Lineage: Eukaryota; Metazoa; Chordata; Mammalia; Rodentia; Sciuridae.
GCGGCCGCGCCGAGUGCCGAGCGCCGAGCUGGACUGACCGCGGCGGCCCGCGCCCGGAGGAAGCCGCCGGCCCGCCCCUGCCGCCGCGCUCGCCGUCGCUGGGAUUGAAUUGCGGCGCCGCGGCCGCGGGACUGAAAGGAAGGCGGAGCCGCCGCAGGAGGCGAGGAGGAAGCGAGAGGAGGAUGCCUCGCCCGGCGGCCGCAGCAGCCCGUGACUCGUAGGGCGGCGGGCCUCGCACCAGCGCGAAGUGGACUUUGUCUGCGGGCCCUGCGCUGCCCUCCGCGGUUUCCAGUGGGAUCCCCGAGGAGCCGCGGUCCUCGCUGCUCGCCAGCCUUCUUCACCAUGUCCAAGAUGCCGGCCAAGAAGAAGAGCUGCUUCCAAAUCACCAGUGUCACCACUGCCCAGGUGGCCACUAGCAUCACAGAGGACACCGAGAGCCUGGACGACCCGGACGAGUCACGCACUGAGGACGUUUCCUCCGAGAUAUUCGACGUUUCCCGAGCCACGGAUUACGGCCCUGAGGAGGUCUGCGAGCGCAGCUCCUCUGAAGAGACGCUCAACAAUGUUGGGGACACGGAGACUCCCGGGACUGUCUCCCCGAACCUCCUCCUGGACGGGCAGCUGGCGGCCGCGGCGGCUGCGCCCGCCAACGGAGGAGGAGCCGUUUCAGCCCGGAGCGUGGCCGGUGCACUCUCCAGUUCCCUGGCGGCGGCCGCCACCUCGGCCCCCACCUCGGGGGCACCCGGCGGCCCCCCAGUGGCGGGCUCGUCCAGCGGACCAGGGACGGCCCCUCCAGCGCAGCCCCCCACCACUUGUAGUUCUCGUUUCCGUGUGAUCAAGCUAGACCACGGCAGCGGGGAACCCUUCCGCCGCGGCCGAUGGACGUGCAUGGAGUACUACGAGCGGGACUCGGACAGCAGCGUCCUGACCCGCUCAGGGGACUGCAUUCGGCAUAGCAAUACCUUCGACCAGACUGCUGAGCGGGACAGCGGCCUGGGAGCCACCGGAGGGUCGGUGGUGGUGGUGGUGGCCUCCAUGCAGGGGGCGCACGGGCCCGACUCGGGAACUGACAGCUCCUCGACUGCUGUGUCACAGCCACCCCCGUCGGAGAAGAUGAGCCAGCCCGCUCCGGCCGCGCCGCAGAGUUUCAGCGUUGGGCAGCCGCAGCCGCCGCCGCCCGUAGGUGGGGCUGUGGCUCCAAGCUCGGCUCCGCUGCCGCCGUUCGCUGGAGCCUCUGCCGGGCCGCAGCCCAUGAUGGCAGCCGCACCGCCGAGCCAGCUCCAGGGGGCCGGGCCGGGCGGCGCCCCUCCGGGGCCCGGGGGACAGGUCCUGCCGCCAACGAAUGUAGCCCUGGCGCAGCCGGCUGUGCCCCUGCCUCCGCAGCCUGGCCCGGCCGGCGGCGCUUCUGCCGCGCAGCACCCGCAGCACUUCUCGUACCCCCAGCCUCAGAUGCCGCCUGGGCACUUGCUGCCGGCACAGCCCUCCGGCCAGAGUGAGUACCUGCAGCAGCACGUGUCCGGCUUGCAGCCUCCGAGCCCCGCGCAGCCCUCAUCUACCAGCGCCGGAGCGACCCCUUCCGCCGCGUCCAGCUUUCCCCUGGGCGCCGGCCAGAACCCCGCCUCGGCGGCCGCGCAGCUAGUGAGUGCGUCUCCUCAGCCCAGUGAAGCUGUGGCUCCGGGGCCGGGACCUACGCAGGGCGGGCAGGCCGCGCUUUGUCAGCCAGCUGGUGUGCCCCCGGCUGCUGUGGGAGGCGUGGUGCAGCAGGGCAUGGGUCCUGCGGGGCCCGGGCAGUCCCCGUCGGUGCCUCCGCCGCAGAUCGGUGGCAGUGGUCAGCUGUCAGCAGUGCCUGGUGGCCCUCACACCGUGGUGCCCGGAGUUCCAAACGUGCCUGCAGCGUUGCCCGCUCCAAGCGUGCCUAGUGUGUCUACCACUUCUGUUACUAUGCCAAAUGUACCCGCGCCUCUGGCCCAGUCACAGCAGCUGAGCAGCCAUACGCCAGUCAGCAGGAGCAGCAGCCUCCUCCAGCAUGUUGGGCUGCCCUUAGCCCAAGGCACUCACAGCGCACCAACAAGUCUACCACAGUCUGACCUAAGCCAGUUUCAGACUCAGACCCAGCCUUUAGUCGGGCAAGUUGACGAUACUAGAAGAAAAUCAGAACCCCUACCUCAACCACCACUUUCUCUCAUUGCUGAAAAUAAGCCUGUUGUGAAGCCUCCUGUUGCAGAUGCCCUGGCCAACCCCCUCCAGUUAACACCUAUGAACAACCUCGCCACCUCUGUGUUCAGCAUAGCUAUUCCUGUUGAUGGUGAUGAAGACAGGAAUCCUUCAGCUGCUUUCUACCAAGCGUUCCAUUUGAACACGUUUCAGGAAUCAAAGAGCCUCUGGGAUAGUGCAUCUGGGGGAGGUGUUGUAGCCAUUGACAACAAAAUAGAACAAGCAAUGGAUCUGGUGAAAAGCCAUUUGAUGUAUGCAGUAAGAGAAGAAGUGGAAGUUCUAAAGGAACAAAUAAAAGAAUUAGUUGAAAGAAACUCUUUACUUGAACGAGAAAAUGCACUGUUAAAAUCUCUUUCAAACAAUGAUCAGUUAUCCCAGCUCCCAGCCCAACAGGCCAAUCCUGGUAGCAGUUCUCAGCAGCAAGCAGUGCUAGCACAGCCUCCACCGCCUGCGCAGCCUCCACAGCAGCCGAAUGUCUCCUCAGCAUAAGCUUUCUUAAGCCUCACUAAGGAAAACACUGACAGCAAUCCAUCUGUGUGCCACUGCUGUUCUUCCCACUUUAUACGAAAGCAAGUAGCCAUGCUUUGGUUGUGUGUUUGGCCUUUUCAGUAUUAGACAAUCAUUCUACAAGAGCUUUUCCUCUCUAAGAUGUCAUGCAGCGCUUUCGAUGUCCAGUUCUAUGUCAUCAGUACACACGGAGAAUAAUAGAUGGGGUUUUCUAAAGCAAGCAGAAGUCUGCAUUUCACCUGGUGCGCAUGAGUAGGGUCUUUAAGAGUUUUGGUGGCUCUCCAUGUUUCCUGUUACCAUGGAUUUACCUUGAGCCUUCUUACCACAUUAUAAGUAACAGUUCAUCUAAAGAGCCACUUUUCUUUCAACAUCAGUAACAUUUGCCUACAUAAGUUUUCAUUUAUUUGUGUUUUAUUUAUUACAGGGCUGCUAUUUUCAUAAUGUACAUGAACAAUGUCACAGAACUUUUUUAAUUUUUUUGAAUAAUUAUAAAUAUCAGUAAAGGAAUUGAAAGACAGGAUUGCAUUUAAUAGAUAAAACGUUUAGGCAAUAAUUGAACAAAAGAAUCCUGGCAUAUUUCUAACACUAAUGGCAAUUUAGCUUUGGUAUUUAUUUUCAGUAGUAAAGACCCAGCUUGAAUGUAAAUUUUGUAUAGUGUAAGUAUGAAGAACGUAGUGCAGCUGUACAGGUAGUCACCAGUUAUUGUGAUAUAAUAAAUAAUUGGGCUAUUUUGAUGAAGAAAACUUUGUUCAUUUGUUUCUACUUUCUAAUAGAGAAAUUGCCACGAUUCCUCUGCUUUCUGACAUUUCGUAUGACUUUUCUUUUGGUUGGGAAUAAAAAGCUGUGAAAUUGUUCAACCUACUUUGUAACCAAAGAAGCAAAGCUGUGUAAUGGAGUUUUGUUUUUUGAUUUUUUUGUUUUUUGGGGUUUUUUUUGUUUUGUUUUUUGUUUUUUUUUUUUUUUAUAUAUAUAUAUAUAAUGCACAUUCUUUAUGUAUUUUUAUUUAGUGUUUUCUCGGUCACAAUUUUCUUUGCUGUCUAGCAUGAUCUGCAUGACCUAUAAUCUUUGAACCACUUUCGUACCUCAUGUUUUUAUCCAGCACUCUUAUUGUAAUAUGUACUAGUCUGUGAACAAUGUCAAAUAAAAAAAGAACGAACAGGUGGUUUGGUGGAGCUGAGCUAGUGUGCAAAACGCUAGUUGUACAAAAACAAAAAUGAAGUGAGCCAUCUUUUGUUCAUUUAAAAUGGUGUUUUGAAUUUCGUAUGCAGAAAACGUUUUGUUACAUUGCAGAUUUUAAUGUAUUUAAUAAAUGCAACAUGCAGAUUAAGUGCAGUGUAUACUGAGUAUUUAAAUUAAAAUGUACAUUUCAUAAAUACAGUUUCAAGAGAAAGCAUCAUUUUGUGUAUACUAACACAUUAAGUGUAUGUCAGAAAUUGAUGUAUAAAUAUAUAUUUUAACACAUUUUCUGAAAUUAAACUGCAGUUUUGUUGAAA